Molecule: messenger RNA, 228 nt
Organism: Colletotrichum spaethianum
Lineage: Eukaryota; Fungi; Ascomycota; Sordariomycetes; Glomerellales; Glomerellaceae
Exons: 1
Coding region: 1-228 (75 amino acids)
Source: RefSeq, a predicted model, not a curated record
AUGGCCACAAACAAGCUGAUGCCGCCCUUCGUUCUCACCCCAUCCCAGGGAGUAAACAUGUCGCAGACUUCAGCGGCAGGCUUUGUUUCGAGGCUUGCUUCUGGAAACAGCCGCCUCUGGUCUACUUGGGACGGCACCAAGCCCACCUUCUAUUUUCCGCCCAUCACGAUUUCGCGAUACCUCGCCGACGACCAAGCCUUCCUCGUCACUGGCGGCCAAAAAGUGUGA